Messenger RNA from Aphanomyces invadans, 519 nucleotides. RefSeq lists its product as hypothetical. The record is from RefSeq and is a predicted model, not a curated record. Lineage: Eukaryota; Oomycota; Saprolegniomycetes; Saprolegniales; Verrucalvaceae. The coding region runs from base 1 to 519 and encodes 172 amino acids. The transcript is spliced from 2 exons.
AUGGCCACCAGCACGAACGCCGCAACAACCAGCGCGUCGGAGGCCGCCGCGGGUCCAGGAAGCGCAGGCACCGCGUCGAAUCCCGCCGGCGCCGCUUCGUCGACUGAUGGUGGCGCCGCAGGGGACAGUGGCUCAGCUUCGACCACCGCGGAGGUCCCGUUCGACGCCUUGGAAACCGUGAGCCUCGAGCGGGACGGCUUGUCCGACAUGUUGCGUCAGAGCGAGGCCCACGUCCAAGUGCUGCUCGCUAAAAACGAGUACUUGGAACGCCAAGUCGAAGUCGCCGUCCGGUCUUCCGUACGACGGGACCUCGAGAUCAUGCGCCGUCGAGCCGACUUGGAACAAGAGGAGGCGGCCCACCGAGCCCGAGUCUUGCGCCACGCAGCCGAGAACCGAGUGCAGGCGACCGCCGCGGCCGCUGCCAACCCGAGCCAAACCCCUGAGCAGACCCGCGAUCCGGUGACUGGCCACUUGUACUCGCCGGCGUACUCAAAGUGGAGAUGGCGGAGGCUUCCUUGA